UCGGGCCGGGACCGCGCCGCCGGCCCUGCCCGGCUCUGGCCCGGGAGCUGGGCGCGCUGGGCCCGCGGUUCGCCGACGCGGCGCGCGGACCAGCCGCGCAGGGCCUUCGCCUCGGCCCGGCUUCCGGCGCCGAUCCCCAGCACUCGCGGCCCCGGCUCUGGCCCCGCGCCGGAGGCCGGGUCGCUAGCAGUUAUCGGGCGUGCGUGCCCGGGCAGCGCCAGGCCGGGCCCACGGGGGCGCUCGGGGAGUUUGGUGGCGGUUCCCGGGCUUUUUCCACUCGGCCCCGAAUUCCUUCUCCACCUCCGCCUUUUCCGGAGUCUCAGGUCCGGAGUGCCUCGAAGCCCGCUCCGUCGUCGAGCGAGGAAUGUAUUCAGACAAGUGCAGUGACUCCGCAGGGAAGGCCUCAAGAGUCGGUGCGCUCGCCUAGUUCAUUAUUGUUAUUUUUCCUUUUAUGUGUAUUUACUUGGAGAGAGAGCGCGAGCGGGGGAGGUGCAGAGAGAAUCACGAGCUGGAUCCUUGCAGAUCCGGAGGCGGGGCUCGAUCCUACCAACCGUGAGAUCAUGACCUGAGCGGAAAUCAGGAGUGGGGAGAUGAAAUGACUGAGCCACCCCGCGGGCCCUGUUUUCUCUUCUUCUCAUCCUGCAGCUGCUGUUUCUUCAAAGUCCUACCUCCUAAGUUAGUUUGGGAAGUAGUUAGCAUCUUUGCCGUAGGAACUGCUCAGAACCAAGUCAUUUGCCAGAGGAGCUGCUCUGGGCCAAGUGGAGACUGGGCAGAGCAGGACCUGCACUUUUCCUCGGAGGAGCUUUUGCACGUGGAUGGGAAGCCCCGCGAGUGGGGCGAAGAUUACCUACAAGGAAAGGGGAUGAAGAUCCUCUCCUCGGCUGUUGUGCACGGCUAUGAAACAGAAGAACAGUGGCCAGAACCUGGAAGAGGACGUGGGUCAAAAUGAACAGAAGACAGAUACUCCCUCUACAGAGAAGAUACUCCUGGACGAGAAGGCCAAGCUAGAAGAGCAGCUGAAGGAGACCGUGGAAAAAUAUAAGCGAGCUUUGGCAGAUACUGAGAAUUUGCGACAGAGGAGCCAAAAAUUGGUGGAAGAGGCAAAAUUAUAUGGUAUCCAGGGCUUCUGUAAGGACCUGCUGGAGGUCGCAGACAUCUUGGAGAAGGCGACGCAGAGUGUCCCGAAGGAGGAGGUUAAAGACGACAACCCGCACCUGAAGAACCUGUACGAGGGGCUUGUGAUGACGGAGCUCCAGAUCCAGAAGGUGUUCACGAAGCACGGCCUGCUCCGGCUGGACCCCGUGGGGGCCAAGUUUGACCCCUAUGAGCACGAGGCCUUGUUCCACACGCCGGUGGAGGGGAAGGAGCCGGGCACGGUGGCGCUGGUCAGCAAAGUGGGUUACAAGCUACACGGGCGCACCCUGCGGCCCGCCCUGGUGGGGGUGGUGAAGGCGGCGUAGCGGCCGCCGCAGGGCUGCCCUGGGUCCUGUGAGAUCGUUUGCCGUACGUAACUCCUGAAAGGUUGGCUCAUCUCUUCUCUACUUUUGACCCUUUCCCAAAUCUUGUUGGAAAACUGUAGUAACCGGCGGCUAAACAGAGAAUUCAGCCGGUUGCACGGAUGUGCGAAUGACCUCUAUUCUAAUUCGGGAGUCUGUUCGUUGAUUUUUAAUACACCUUUAAUAGCCCCACAUGCUUACGGAACAGGCCAGCGGCCGCUACGGGAGCCUAGUGUCACGGAUGACACGAGCUCGAUCUGCUCACGGCCUGGCGAUGUCCACGUGUCGUAAGCCAAGUACGUGUCUUCAGGAACCACGCUGGCCACCCGGCUGCCCUGUGGCGCACGCUGCCCCCUGUGCUCAGCCCGCUGCCUCCAUCCAGUGAAGGGAAGGCGAGGGUUUACGCACGCUCCUGCUCGGAACGGUUCCACGAUGCCCUUGCUGGAGUACGUGGGUUCGUUUAUAGUCGGUUACCGUCUAGCUGCCGUGAGCGGCCUCCGGCUUUUCUCCGGAGACGGGAAGUGAGCACGAGCACCUGAACAGCCCUCACCGCCUUAUUUUGCCGGUAACUGAAUUUGACAAAAUCGGUCACUUUUGCCCUGUUUCUUUCAUCUAUUUGUAGAAAUGUCCAGAUCUAUAUUAGCUGGUUACUGAUGGCCUGGAGGUUAUUUUCCCUAGUAAGGUGGACUUUCUCAGAAUCUGACAGCUGCAUGCUUGGUAUAUUUGAAAUGUUAAUGUUUAAUUUUUAAAUUUUAUUUAAGAGGAUUAAAGCCCUAAUAUGUUUUAUUUUCCUACUUUCUGAUAACUGUUUUGUGUACUUUGGCGGAGGGGAUCCACCUACUAAGUGUGACUUAGUCUUCCCGUUCUCUGCUCAAAUCCCAAGGCCGUGUACUUGGCCCACGUCCGCACACAGGUCGGCUUCCCUCUGGUGCAGCCACAGGCUGGCAUGUAACUGGGCCUCUGCUGGGGGCAGAUGUCUCCACCCACAGACCUGGGAAGGGGACCGGGAAGGGGACCGCAGACACACAGGAGCUGCAGCAGAACACCUCCCCUCCAUUCCUCAUUCGCCUGGAGAGAAAAGUGGAGCGAGUGACGUUACAAACCAGAGAGAAUCCAACCUUCCACUGCCUUCGCUUCCAGGAGCUAUUUGUAGGAGUCAGGUCAACACUUAAAUUCAUUUACUGCAUAUACAGGUGGGGCAAUUUAUUUUGCUUGUAAUUUUGAAAGAUGUAGGUAAUAUUCCCAUAAUUAAAAUUUUAAUUUAUACCACUUCAAAA
Messenger RNA from Panthera uncia (snow leopard), 2773 nucleotides. RefSeq names its product GrpE like 1, mitochondrial (gene GRPEL1). Lineage: Eukaryota; Metazoa; Chordata; Mammalia; Carnivora; Felidae. The transcript has 4 exons. Gene Ontology annotation, cellular component: PAM complex, Tim23 associated import motor. The coding region runs from base 897 to 1460 and encodes 187 amino acids. Gene Ontology annotation, molecular function: protein homodimerization activity; protein-folding chaperone binding; adenyl-nucleotide exchange factor activity. The record is from RefSeq and is a predicted model, not a curated record. Gene Ontology annotation, biological process: protein import into mitochondrial matrix; protein folding.